This is a messenger RNA of Mytilus trossulus (common blue mussel), 8645 nucleotides long. RefSeq names its product serine/threonine-protein kinase B-raf-like. Gene Ontology annotation, biological process: Ras protein signal transduction; protein phosphorylation. Gene Ontology annotation, molecular function: protein kinase activity; ATP binding. NCBI's taxonomy places the organism in Eukaryota, Metazoa, Mollusca, Bivalvia, Mytilida, Mytilidae. The coding region runs from base 46 to 2220 and encodes 724 amino acids. The record is from RefSeq and is a predicted model, not a curated record. The transcript is spliced from 16 exons. Gene Ontology annotation, cellular component: cytoplasm.
CGAUAAUGUAAGAUAGGUCACGUGAGAGCCUCUUAAAGAGGCAAAAUGGCGGUCGUUCAACCAGUGACAAUGCCGAAUGGGGAUAUCCAAGAUCUACCAAAUACACCGCCUAGACAUGACGCAUAUGACAUAGCUAAUUUAUUAGACCAGAUAAGAAAUAUACAGAACUUGUUGAGAUUAACAAAAGAAAAUUUAGAAGCUUUAAAUGCUAAGUUUGGAAGUAAACAACAACCAGAUCCUAUGUAUUUACAGGAAUAUGAAGCUUUAGCCAACAAAAUCCAUGAACUUCAGGAGAAAGAGUCCCAGUUACUGACAGACUAUGAACAACACAGCUGUGAACCUUCGCCUCCUGAAGAGACGGAACCACCUCCCCAAGCCCCAGGGCCAAUCCUUCCAAUUGUACCACAACCUAGUCCAACCCCAUCAAGACCCAUACUUCGAGUUAACUUUCCAAAUGACCAGGUGUCUUCGGUAAGAAUAGAAGCAGGUAAAACAUUAAAAGAUGCUUUGAAGAAGGCAAUGAGUCGACGAGAAAUAGAAGCAGAAAGUUGUGAGGUCUAUGAUGUGAGAACAAAAAUGCCUAUUUCCUGGGAUAUAGAUAUUGGAAGUUUAGCUAACAAAGAAUUAAAAGUUCAGUCAAAAUCUCAUAGACCUUCAGUGUCAGGAACCACAUUACCGAUGUUUACACAUAAUAUAGUUCGUAAAACAUUUUUGCUUUUAACAUUCUGUGAUGGGUGUGGCCGAUCGUUAUUCCAGAGUCUACGCUGUCAGACAUGUGGUAUAAGAUUCCAUCAGCGAUGUAUAGAUAAAGUCAACCCAGUCUGUUCUUGGGACAGUAUGAAAGAAUGGGCAAGGCAUAAUAAACUUCCAGCGGAUACAUUCACAUCAUAUUUUCCCUUUAACAGCCGAAAUCAGUCAAUUCCUGUCUCACCAAAUACACCUCAGCGCAGCAAACCUGCCCUGGGGCAGAGGGAUCGAUCCUCCUCAGCCCCUAAUGUGUGCCUAAUUAAUCCGGGUGAGAUCUCUCAUGAGGAUAGUAAAGUAUUACAAGAAGCCACAAUGAAAGAUGGAGGUCAUGCAGGAGUUCAUACAUUACCAAUACCAAGUUCAAACCAUGGUCACAGCCCAGGAAGUAGUCCGACGGGUAGUUCUCAGCAUUCACCAACAGCAGGUGAAAAGCGACAGAGGGCAAGUUCUGAAGAGGCAGACCCUGGCAAAAUCCGUUGUAGACAGAGACGUGAUUCUAAUGAAGACUGGGAAAUAGCUGGUGAUCAGAUACAAGUGUAUUCCAAGAUAGGUUCAGGCUCAUUUGGAACCGUAUACAGAGGUCAUUACCAUGGUUUUGUAGCUAUCAAACGAUUGAAUGUUACGGAUCCAACACCUCAACAAUUAAAGGCUUUUAAAAAUGAGGUGGCAGUUUUAAGGAAAACAAGGCAUACAAAUGUAUUAUUAUUUAUGGGUUGGACGUCAAAGCCAUGGUUAGCCAUAAUAACCCAGUGGUGUGAAGGCUCUAGUUUAUAUAAACAUCUCCAUGUUCAAGAACAUAAAUUUGAAAUGAUAACAUUAAUGGAAAUAUCCAGACAGACAGCUCAAGGCAUGGACUAUUUACAUGCGAAGUCAAUAAUUCAUAGAGAUCUCAAGUCUAACAACAUAUUUUUAACAGAUAUUUUAACUGUCAAAAUUGGUGAUUUUGGUCUGGCAACUGUGAAAACCCGAUGGAGUGGGUCACAUCAGUUCCAACAACCAACAGGCUCAAUAUUAUGGAUGGCCCCAGAAGUGAUACGUAUGCAGGAGGAUAAUCCCUAUACUAACCAAUCAGAUGUAUAUUCCUUUGGUAUUGUAUUGUAUGAACUGAUGACAGGCCAACUUCCAUAUGGCAAUAUCAGUAAUAAAGAUCAGAUAUUAUUCAUGGUUGGUAAGGGAUAUCUGCGACCAGACUAUAGUAAAAUAAGGACAGAUAGCCCUAAAAGAUUAAAGAUUUUAUUUCAAGACUGCUGUAAAUUUGAACGAGAACAGAGGCCUUUAUUUCCACAGAUAUUAUCAGUACUGGAGACAUUAGAAAGGUCGUUACCUAAAGUUCAUCGGAGUUCAUCUGAACCUACUUUAAAUCAAUCACACACUGAAGACUAUGAUUUAAUGUACAUGUGUGCGUCCCCAAAAACUCCUAUAAAUAGCCAGUACUCUCAGUUCAUCUUUUCUUCACCUACGCCUGCUUAUUAAUGUAAACAAUUAUCUCUACACUACCAGGUCUUUCUUUUUAUGUUAUUGAUAAAUUGUACUGCUCUUUAUGUCAUAAGGUCAUGUGCACUUUUAGUGGGAAAGACAUGUGUCGGCUACUUAUUGUGUAUAAUAGAUUGUGUUUUUAUGUCUUUCACUUGAUAGCUGUCUGAAAUGUAUAAAGAAGUUGAAAGUGAAGGAUGUUUAAUCAUGAUAUAAUAAAUGCUUAAAUAUGUAUGCACUUUUUUUUGGCAAAUUCUUCAUAUUUUUUUUUAACCUUACUUAAUUAGAAACAAAUUAAGCAGCAAUGCAAAAAAUUAUACUGUACAUUUUUUCUUGUUAUAUAGAAAGUUGCAGCAUUAAAGAUAAAUUUCAACAUUAAUAUUUCUUGUUCAGUAUAGGAAGUGUUGAUUUUAUAUUUAGUCAAUCAAUAACAUUGAAAAAAUAUCCCAUUUAUUCUACAAUGAGCAUUUGUCACACAGUGAUACUUUUUGUGUAAGCUUUGCAAAAUGGCAGCCUCCAACAGUGCACCUGCUUUCAAAAAAGCGAUUUUGGAUUCAUUAGUAUUUUAGAUUUUCCUUAUUUGUGGUCUUCUUACUAUUAUGAAGACUUCAUACUAUGAAUAGGUAAGCAUUGGUAAUAGAGGAGGAAUAAGUGACCAUCUUGAUAUAUAAAUAGCUUGUUAAGGUGGAACCCAACACUUUCACUAAAAUUAACUUGGCUUGUUUAAUUUUCAUAAAAUUUUACCAAAAUUUCAAAAUUUCAAAAAAAAAUUCAGAAAAAUUACACUGGUUAUAUAGCAGUUUUGACAAACACCAAUUUUCAUCUUUGAGAAGCAUAUUAUUCCCUUUACAACACAACGUAAUUAAAACGUUUAGCUGACUUUACAGAGUUAUCUCCCUGUUGUGUUAGGUACCACCUUAAAAGCAUAGUUGUAUCUCAAAGUUUGCUCAACUCUUGACAGUGUACUCAAUCUUCCUGUUUGUGAAAAAGUUAGUCACUAUACAUUUCAUUAUUUCCUAAUUGCAGAUGUACAAAACAAUGAGCUGUUUUAAGUUCAUCUGACAAAUCUUUCCCAAUUUAAAUGCACAUAAUCUUAUGUUAGAGAGAACUGUUAAUAUUGUUAAACUAUUUAUUUAUUUUAUUGUAUAUAGUUACCAUGUGACAUUGACAAGAAAUGAGGUCGCCAGCAUUACAGCUGGUUUUGUUAUAACAAGGUAUAAUUUGAUGUUACAGUGUGUUUAUUUUUUUCAAUGGUCCAUUUAAUCAAACAGAUUCCAUAAAACAUGGAUUUGUUUGGUCAUGUAAUAGUGCUGGAUUAUGCAGCUUUAAAACAUUUGUGAUAUUAUAUGUUUUAUUGGAAAAACACAUUCUAUAUAGUGAGGAUAUUUAUUGAAUACAUAAAACAAGUAUUUAAUUUCCUUAAAAUGUUUAUCAAAAAUGGCAACAAAACGACUUUGAUUGAGUAUGUUUUAAAGGUAAUACCAGAAAUAUUAAAGCUCGUCCCAUCUCUUCAAAGAAACUUGUGUUUUUAUUAUAGAAAUAUGAAAAUUAUAAACAUCUCAAUUUUAGACAUUUUGAUUUCUUUGUUCAAUUUGGUGGAUUUUUUUUUCUUUCUAUUAUUGUGAGAAAAUAAAGUUAUUUUUAUGAGUGGCAUAGUAACAAUGAAAUUUCUUUUUUUUUUAUUAGAAUUGUUGAGUAUAAAUUACAUUCAAUUCUGACCAAAAAAAUCAUGAAAUUUUGAUGAGAAUUUCAGAUUUUAUAGAAAAUGCAAAAAAUAAAUAAUUUAAUCCUAGAAAUUAAAGAAUGUAACUGUUUAAUCUGAAAUGAAUAUUUUCAUUAAUUAAAUAUUCAGUAGAUCUCAUUUAUGGCUUUAAUAAAAGACGAAACAGUUUUUGAACUGACAGUGGCAGACCAAAUUCAUAUAGAUAGGGCGAUACAUUUAUUUCAUUUGUGUACUAAGCUGAAAUAUACUUAGAAAAUUAUGUAAGAUUCUUAAUCACCUGUUGACCUUCUCAAGGUCAAUAUUCCUCUCAUCUCAGUUGCCAUGGCAUUAUAAUACAUUAUAUGACUUUACUGUGAUUUUGUGUACAAUUAAGUCUGUGUAAAUAGUCUUAGUGUUUGUGUAUAUUUUACGAUUUUUGUGUGUGUAUGCAUAAUUUGUUUAAAAUAUAUAUAUAUGAAGAUUUUAGAGGAUGUAAAUUGGUGAUUUAAUUUUUGUUUGAGAUAAGCUUUAUGGAAGUGUUGUGUUGAUGAUUGUGAAAGUCUGAAAGAGGGAGAGAUUGUGAAUUUAUGUAAGGGUAUUUGUUUUCAUUAGUAAAGUAUAACAAAAGGUGGAGUUCGAAAGGGUUGCAUUUCAGUUCGGCUUUUAAAAAAAAAAUACCCUUUUGAUAUAAAAGAUUUCCAUUUUAUGAAUUAUGUUGUAAGUAAUAUAGUUGAUUAGAAACAGUUAUUGACGAACUUCACACUAUUCAGCAGAUGGUUAAUAUAUAGUUUGACAACUGUCUCAUUAUGAUGAUACAAUAAACUUAUAAGAUGAAGGUAAACCAAACCUAUUAGAUAACAUAGCACUAUAUAGUUUUAAUAACAUUGUACUAUUUACUUUAGAUAGAUGUCUGGCUUGAUGAACACGGAAAAAAUUGUGGUUCAAACUAUGUUAGUUCUUAAAGAAAUAAUAUAAUUAUUAGUUUGUUUCAAGCAAUUGACUACCACAUCCUUGUAAGUCGAAACUACUCAGUGACUCUUUUCAUUAAAAAGUUCUACAAUUCAGAAUUUAAGACAUAUUAAAGUGUUCAUGACUGCAAGAAUCUUAAUCUUACAAUUACAAUUUCUGUGAAAAGAUUAGAGCUGUUGAUGUGUGUAAAAAUGAGUGUAAAAUCAAGACAUGUCUAUUUGUAAAAAUGUCUAAAUUGAAGUUCACAAAGACAAAAUUUAUAAGUAUAGCAAAAACUAUUCACAUGUUUCAUUUGAUGUGAUAUAUUUCAUUUUCUUCACAAUUAAAGUGUUGGAAUAUUUAAGUAAAAGAUAAUGACAAGUAUCUAACCCCAUACAGAAAAAGAAUGUGUCUGUUUUUUUGUUUUUUUUUCACUAAAUAAAGAAUUUUCGAAACUGAAACAGAUUUUAAGGGUCAGUGUUAAAAGGAGUAUGUUCGAUAAAUGGCCGCCUUUUUAAUUGAAAAUUUCAAAUUCAGAUUUAUCGACCAAUAUCACGAUAAAUAAUAUUUAAUACAUUGACUAUCUAGGAUAUAAACAAUUUUGUUGAAAAUUUUACGUUUCUGCGUUUCAUUAUGAUAUCACAAGUUGUACUCAUAUUGAUUUUUCACGAAAAAAUCAAUGAAAACGAGUGAAUUUCCAUAGAUUAUUGGACAGGAAACAUAGAGCGCAUACGUCGACAACAAAGAUAUUUUAAAAUAAUGUUUGUGAAGACAUUUCACAUGUCUUAUUUGAAUCUUAAGCUUGUCGACGCCUGCGCUCUAUGUUUCCUGGUCCUUCAUUUGGUUGAAAUCUAGCUGAUUUUGUCAAAUUUCACCAAAAUCCCUUAUCUUGACCUUUUUGUGAUGUAAAAAUCAACCUGUUAGAAUAAAACUUUGACAAAAACAGUUCUGUUUAACUUUCUAACUUGUCUUUAAGGCAACUUAAAACAUUUAUUGUCAUGGAACUAUGAACUUUAUAAUUGGGGCCAAAUAUGGCCCUUUCCGAACUUACUCCUUUAUCUCAAUAUCAGAAGAUUUAGAAUGUGUUUAGCCUAAAAAAAAAAAGAACCAUAAUAAGGGAAUUAUUAUUAACGCAGACAUAAUGUAUCAAAAUAAAUUCUGGUCUUUCAUUAUGAACUCUAAGUUGCCAGUGUACUUAUAUAUUUAUACAUAGUAUGAGAAUGAACAUACAUGAGUUAGUAUAUGUGAGGUUGUAUGUGUGUUCAUGUGUUGUAAAUGAUAUAUGGUGAGAUUGAGGUUGAUGAAUAGUAGUUUUAAUAUUAUGUGAGAAAAUGAGAUGCAUUAAGAUUCCUCCUUGUGUAUGAAUAUUUUUAACAGAACUUCCAGUAAAUGUUUGUUUUAGCUGUGUUUGGCAGGGUGAAAUAGAGAUGAACUAUUUAUUUGUAUAUAAAAAAUAUUCCAGUUUUAAUGGUCAUGGAAUUGUGCUCACAUGGUUUGUUUUUUUCUGUUUUUGAAGGGAACGUGCAAUGUACAAUACUUCUACACAAGCAUCAUGUAUAUUAUAUGUGUCACCAAUUUGAUGGUGUCGUGAUUUUGUAUGUUUGAAGAAGAUAGGGUAUGAAUGCUUGGCUCCUGUGUGUUAUAUAAAGCACCUCUCCAUGCAGUCUGUUUUUAUUGAAUAAUUUUGAUUUUAGUUUAAAAUAUAACAAGUUUUGUUCAAAAUUAGAUAUGGAUUAGAAAAAUUUCAUAUUAUAUGAAAUUUUACUGUAUGACGGGCCUUCUUGUAUUAUUAUUGCAAAAUAAUUUCAAAAUAUUUUACUGCAUUUUUACCACACUAAGUUGUGACUUGUCUAUCAACAUUUUUAAUUUUACUUUUUGUCAACUUUUCCAUGACAGGAACCUGUCAAUACUCACAUUUCUAUAGCAGAUCUUUGAGGAAAAUAUUGCUUAUGCUACAUAAAAUUUAAUUUCCAUUUUCUGUUUAUUUUGAUAUACUGUGAAUUUAUACAAAGGUUUACAUGUAAAAGAAACUAAAACUUUCUUUUAUAUUUUUUGAAUAAAACAGCUUGGCAUGCAGUCUCAUCCUUUUUGCAUUUCUUGAUAUACGAUUAAAAAGGUUGAAAGUGAAAUUCAUUCAUUUGGAAAUUUCAGAUCUUCCAAGACAAAUUGUUUUGUAAAAUUUCUCAAUCAAUGGCAAAAAUAAUUGAUAUACAUCUAUAAAUUUAUUGAUUUAUUCCUUUUAUCAGCUCACCUGGCCCAAAGGGCCAAGUGAGCUUUCCUCAUAACUUUGCGUCCGUCCUUGUCGUCCGUCGCCGUUUACUUUUACAAAAAUCUUCUCCUCUGAAACUACUGGGCCAAAUCAAACCAAACUUGGGCACAAUCAUUAUUGUGGUAUCUGGUUUAAAAAUUUGUGCGGUGACCCAGCCAACCAACCAAGAUGGCCACCAUCGCUAAAAUUGAACAUAGUGGUAAAAUGUAGAUUUUGGUAUAUAUCUCUGAAACCAAAGCAUUUAGAGCAAAUCUGUAACAGGUAAAAUCUUUGAUCAGGACAAUAUCAAUCUGUCCUCAAAUUUUCAGAUGAAUAGGAGAACCUGUUGUUCGGUUGCUGCCCCUUAAUUGGUAAUUUUAAGGAAAUUUGGCUGUUAUGGGUUAUCUUGAAUAUUAUUAUAGAUAGAGAUAAACUGCAAACAGCAAUAAUGUUCAGCAAAGUAAGAUCUACAAAUAAGUCAACUUGACCAAAGUGGUCAAUUGACCCUUUAAGGAGUUAUUGCCCUUUAUAGUCAAUUUUAACAAUUUUCAUUAAUUUUGUAAAUUUUUGUAAAUUUAUACAAAAUAUUUUCCAUUGUCACUUCUGGGCCAAUUUCAUUAUCGAUAAAGAUAAUUGUGAGCAGCAAGAAUGUUCAAUAAAGAAAGAUCUACAAACACAUCACCAACACUAAAACACAAUUUUGUCAUGAAUCUUUAAUAUGCACAUAGACCAAGGUGAGCGACACAGGCUCUUUAGAGCCUCUAGUUUUUCUACUCAAACAAAAUAAUUGUUUUCAAUCAAAUCUUGAUGACAAAAUAAAAUUAUAUAUCAUUGUCUUUCUGGGAAAUAUUUUCAUUUAAAAGAUUAAAACAUGGCUUUUAAGUUGACAACAAUACUUUAUUUGGAAAGACAUAUUUACAUAUGCAACAAGAGGCAAAAAACAUAGUCAAACAAUUUAUUUCCUAGUAAUUUAAAAAAAGAUAACAGUUGCAUUAUAAUCUACAAGACAUAUUCAUAAAAAGAGAAAUGUAUUUUAACAUGUUGAAAGUAUUUUAACAUCCAAACAGCUAUCUUUUUAUGCCUGCUUUGAUCAAUUUUAACAAAAAAAUAUGUUUGCAAAGUUUUGAUUUACGUUUUUUUGCUAAUGCUUUGAAGUCUUGUGAAACAAAUCUGCAUUCCAAUAAGUAUUUAGUUUUAUACAUGAUCAAGAAAAGUUAAACAACCUGUUUGACUUUUGACAGUACAAGACCCAGGAGAGGUACUUUAUUAUUUAAUUUUGUGUUCAAUUACUUUAUAACUAAAAUACUAUGUGAUCCUGAUUUCUGAUAUUUUACAAAUAAUGAAAGUGUAUUGCAAAGUAAAAAGAUGAUGUUUAUAUUACAAAUAUCUAUCUGAUCUUACAGCACAUUUGAUAUGUUUAUUCAGUGCUUUUUAAAGGGUUUUAUUUAUAGUAUAAAUGACGUAUGAUUGAAAAGUGUGAAAUUAAAUUGUGUUAUAUUUAAAUGCAAGUAAAAAUUUCCUUUCUGA